GAGCUCGCCACAAAGACAUUGGAUAUAUUGGGAAGCGGCUAGUCCAAAUCUACCCCGUAUCUCAAGCUGCCUAGUCUAGCAAAGGGUAGUUUUUUCUGAAAUGCUGAUAUCGAAAACAUUCAUUUGUAGAUCAUUUCAAAUCAAUGCAACCCGUGCUUAUAGGUUGUCGAAAGAAUUGGUGGAAAGUGGUGAGUCAGCUAUAACUCUUUCUCCCGAUGGAGCAGUCGUCGUUUGUUGGCAUCCAGUCAGAAAAGUUCCUUAUGAAUGUACUAAACCUAUUUCACAUAACAUUAAAUCGCUACGUACUCCAACUUCUCCUCUAAAAAUCAAUGUACCCGAUACAAUCAUCAAAAAUUCUGCAGAGCCUACUGUAGUAGAACUUUCAAAAGCUUUCGGUGUUCCAUGGUUUCAUUUUCGACCUAGUUUCGCGAUUUUGGGAUUGAUUGACCAGUUGUAAAUUGGAUUGUCUACAGUUGAUGAGACGCCGUGAAAUAACAUGUCAAUUUUAAUUAAAAUUAAUGAGACUCUGUAAUGUGUACGGAAUUUUAGAACUUUUACACAGAUAUUUUCAGUUCUAAAAAUCCUGUAAAUAUACAUUAAAAAAGCGACUUACAGAUAGUGUGGAUGCAGUUACCAAUGAGAAAGAAACAGGUUCCGUUAAAGUUACUUCUACAUUUUGUUUAUGAUAUAAAGUACUGUUGCAAUUUGCUGAAUCCGAUGGAGUUGGUGUAUUUGAUGAUAUAUCAAAUUCCACAGGAUUUGAAACUAAUGAUAAAAGAAAAUCAUUCGAAGUGAUAACAAAACGAAAACUUUGAAAAUAACUACAGUUGGAUUUAAACAGUGUUAAAUCUUUAAAUCAGCUAGAUUAAUCCAUUUCAGGGACACUUGAAUGUCGAAUGCUAAAAACGUAUAAGUGUUGUAAAAUCUAAAAUCUAUUCAUUCUUCUAGUGUAUAUAUAUUUUGAGUUCUUUUGAAAAUUAAAUGUAAAUUAAAAUUCACAGUCGGUCUGGUAGGGACCAUAUUUUUAAAAUUCAUUCCUUAAUGCAAAAUCUCGGGGUGUUAAUGACUAUUCUUCACUUUAUGUACUACAAAACAUCUUUAAUAUCAGUUAAUUAUUCUUACGCUG
Messenger RNA from Schistosoma guineensis, 1126 nucleotides. Lineage: Eukaryota; Metazoa; Platyhelminthes; Trematoda; Strigeidida; Schistosomatidae. The record is from the annotation of a GenBank genome assembly.